This is a messenger RNA of Phyllotreta striolata, 1038 nucleotides long. The record is from the annotation of a GenBank genome assembly. Lineage: Eukaryota; Metazoa; Arthropoda; Insecta; Coleoptera; Chrysomelidae.
AACAAACCUAACCUUAGAUUUAAUAUUUAUAAUUUCAUCAAUUUAAAAUAAUAUUCAAAUGGAAAGUACAUUAGAUAAUUCCGUAUCUCACCCUCAUGCUUUUUUGUAUAAAUUUAAAGAAAGUAAAUUUUCACAAAAUGAGCGGAGGUUAAAAUACCUUGAAGAGCAGAAAAUCAGGCGACAAGAAUUAACAGACAAAAAUCGAGAAUUGUGCGAUUUAUUCAUCAAAGAAAUUGAAGAAUCCCGCGAAGAUGAAGAAAUGGAACUCGAUUCUACCGAAAAUCGAAGAACCAAUCGAUUAUAUUUUAAAUUAAUGAUAACCGAAUGGUUUUUGGACAUUCCAGAAGACUUAGAAGAAAAUUGGUUCGUUAAAUUAGUGCCAGAGGGUUUUCGAAUUCUACUAGUAGCUCGUAAUCAGCAUACUUUCAUAUACAACAACAAAGGGAGGUUUUUAUUUCGAAUAAAGACCAAUUUCCCGGGAGGCGGGAAUGGCAAAGAAAAUGGAACAACUGUUCUGGAUUGCGUAUGCAACAAGAAAAUAAACACAGUAUUUAUUUUAGACUGUCUAUUUUGGAAUUCAAUGUCGACUAUAGACAGCGAAGCAUCCUUUAGAUUCUAUUGGUUGGCCAAUAAAUUCAAGGAAAAUCCGGAACUUGGCCAAUUCUGGAAGUACAAGUUCGUGUUAGUGGAAGCUUUACCUGCGGAAAGAUCAUUAAUUCAGGACAAAAUGUUCCAAACGAUGACUGUAGAAAGCCAUUCAUUGCUUUACGAAGGCAUAACUUUUUACCAUAAGGAAUCUCAGUACACUUUCGGGUACACUCCUUUGGCUACAUGGCUUGCUUCGUACAUGUUACCAGAAAAACUAGGCAUCGAUAUACCUGAAAUCUAUUUAGGUAAAAGACCGCAGAAUUAUGUGAAUUUGCAACAUUUUGUCGAGAACGAAUCGUUAUUUACAAAGAAGCGAAAAAGGAAAACAAGGACUCCCGGAGAACAAAUGGAAUUGUAAAUCUGUUGUAAAUGUAUUUGUUUUAAAAAUAA